Molecule: messenger RNA, 3557 nt
Organism: Phodopus roborovskii (desert hamster)
Lineage: Eukaryota; Metazoa; Chordata; Mammalia; Rodentia; Cricetidae
Product: protein argonaute-1
Exons: 19
Coding region: 172-2754 (860 amino acids)
Molecular function (GO): RNA binding; protein binding
Source: RefSeq, a predicted model, not a curated record
CUCCGCGGCGGCGGCAACGGAGGCUGCGGGGGCGACGGCGCGAGCGGCCGGGCUUCGGGGGGGAGCCGAGCCCGGCCCGGGAGCCCGAGCAGUGCAAGUGCGAGGCACCUAGGCCGCUCACGCUGGACUCCUCAGUCUCCCGGCCGCCUGUCCUCCGCACGGGUAUAUGGGAUGGAAGCGGGACCCUCGGGAGCAGCUGCAGGUGCCUACCUGCCUCCCCUGCAGCAGGUGUUCCAGGCACCCCGCCGGCCUGGCAUUGGCACUGUGGGCAAACCGAUCAAGCUUCUGGCCAAUUACUUUGAAGUGGACAUUCCUAAGAUUGACGUUUACCAUUAUGAGGUGGACAUCAAGCCAGAUAAGUGUCCUCGAAGAGUCAACCGGGAAGUGGUCGAGUACAUGGUCCAGCAUUUCAAGCCUCAGAUCUUCGGGGAUCGCAAGCCUGUGUAUGAUGGAAAGAAGAACAUUUACACUGUCACAGCACUGCCCAUCGGCAACGAGAGGGUUGACUUUGAGGUGACAAUCCCUGGGGAAGGAAAAGAUAGAAUUUUUAAGGUCUCCAUCAAGUGGCUAGCUAUUGUGAGCUGGCGUAUGCUGCAUGAAGCCCUGGUCAGUGGCCAGAUCCCUGUGCCCUUGGAGUCUGUGCAAGCCCUGGAUGUGGCCAUGAGGCACCUGGCAUCUAUGAGGUACACCCCUGUGGGCCGCUCCUUCUUCUCACCGCCUGAGGGCUACUACCACCCGCUGGGGGGUGGGCGCGAGGUCUGGUUCGGCUUUCACCAGUCUGUGCGCCCUGCCAUGUGGAAGAUGAUGCUCAACAUUGAUGUCUCAGCCACUGCCUUCUACAAAGCACAGCCAGUGAUUGAGUUCAUGUGUGAGGUCCUGGACAUCAGGAACAUAGAUGAACAGCCCAAGCCCCUCACGGAUUCCCAGCGUGUUCGCUUUACCAAGGAGAUAAAAGGCCUGAAGGUGGAAGUGACCCACUGUGGACAGAUGAAGAGGAAAUACCGCGUGUGUAAUGUUACCCGGCGCCCUGCUAGUCAUCAGACGUUUCCCUUGCAGCUGGAAAGUGGACAGACUGUGGAAUGUACCGUGGCACAGUAUUUCAAGCAGAAAUAUAACCUUCAGCUCAAGUAUCCCCACCUGCCCUGCCUACAAGUUGGGCAAGAACAGAAGCAUACCUAUUUGCCCCUCGAGGUCUGUAACAUUGUGGCCGGGCAGCGGUGCAUUAAGAAGUUGACUGACAACCAGACCUCAACCAUGAUAAAGGCUACAGCUAGGUCGGCUCCAGACAGACAGGAGGAGAUCAGUCGCCUGAUGAAGAAUGCCAGCUACAACUUAGAUCCCUACAUCCAGGAAUUUGGAAUCAAAGUGAAGGAUGACAUGACGGAGGUGACGGGGCGAGUGCUGCCGGCGCCCAUCUUGCAGUAUGGCGGCCGGGUGAGCAGGAACCGGGCCAUUGCUACACCCAACCAAGGUGUCUGGGACAUGCGUGGGAAACAAUUCUACAAUGGGAUUGAGAUCAAAGUCUGGGCCAUCGCCUGCUUCGCACCCCAAAAACAAUGUCGAGAAGAGGUGCUCAAGAACUUCACAGACCAGCUGCGGAAAAUUUCCAAGGAUGCGGGGAUGCCCAUCCAGGGUCAGCCUUGUUUCUGCAAAUAUGCACAGGGAGCAGACAGCGUGGAGCCCAUGUUCCGGCAUCUAAAGAACACCUACUCAGGACUGCAGCUCAUUAUCGUCAUCCUGCCAGGGAAGACGCCUGUGUAUGCUGAAGUGAAACGUGUUGGAGAUACACUCUUGGGAAUGGCAACACAGUGUGUGCAGGUGAAGAAUGUGGUCAAGACCUCACCUCAAACUCUGUCCAACCUCUGCCUCAAGAUCAAUGUCAAACUUGGUGGCAUUAACAACAUCCUAGUCCCACACCAGCGCUCUGCUGUUUUUCAACAGCCAGUGAUUUUCCUGGGCGCAGAUGUUACACAUCCCCCAGCCGGGGAUGGGAAGAAGCCGUCUAUCACAGCGGUGGUAGGCAGUAUGGACGCACACCCCAGCCGAUACUGCGCUACUGUGCGUGUGCAGCGCCCUCGGCAGGAGAUCAUUGAAGAUUUGUCUUACAUGGUGCGUGAGCUGCUCAUCCAGUUCUACAAGUCCACCCGCUUCAAGCCUACCCGAAUCAUCUUCUACCGGGAUGGGGUCCCUGAGGGCCAGCUACCCCAGAUCCUUCACUAUGAGCUGCUUGCCAUUCGAGAUGCCUGCAUCAAACUGGAAAAAGACUACCAGCCUGGGAUCACUUACAUUGUGGUGCAGAAACGCCAUCAUACCCGCCUCUUCUGUGCUGACAAGAAUGAGCGAAUUGGGAAGAGUGGUAACAUCCCUGCUGGGACCACAGUGGACACGAACAUCACUCACCCAUUUGAGUUUGACUUCUAUCUGUGCAGCCAUGCAGGCAUCCAGGGUACCAGCCGACCAUCCCAUUAUUAUGUUCUUUGGGAUGACAACCGUUUCACAGCAGAUGAACUCCAGAUCUUGACAUACCAGCUGUGCCACACUUACGUACGAUGCACACGUUCUGUCUCUAUCCCAGCACCUGCCUACUAUGCCCGGCUGGUGGCUUUCCGGGCACGAUACCACCUGGUGGACAAGGAGCAUGACAGCGGAGAGGGGAGCCACAUAUCGGGGCAGAGCAAUGGGCGAGACCCCCAAGCCCUGGCCAAAGCAGUGCAGGUUCACCAGGAUACUCUACGCACCAUGUACUUCGCUUGAAGGCAGAACGCUGUUACCUCACUGGGUAGAAGAAAGCUUUCCAAGCCCUGGGAGCUGUACCACCCAAAUCCAGAGGACGCAAGGAAGAGGGAGCUGGGGUCGGGAGGAGUAUAGGAGGCCUUGUUUCUAUCUAUAGAGGGGAUAGAAGGGGGAAGAGGACCAGCAAGACAGACUACCAGCCAGAAAUCUCUGAUGGAAACCUCAUACCCUCUCCCCAUCUUGUCACAUCCGACCCCAGAAGAGGCAGCACUAGUGCCCACCAAACACACAGUUGUCUCUUGUGACUCACAGUGCUAAGGACUCAUGCUAGACAGCUUGCUAGGGUCGGCUCUGCAGUCCUGUGGUCAAACGCUGGUAUGUUUGGGUUUGACAAUUUUGAGAAAGUGAGGGGGCUUGAGAAAGUGGGUGGGAGGGGGGGGAAGGAAUUUUUAGGAGCCUUAAUCAGAAAAGGUCUAGAUUUGUUUAAGAAAAAUGAAAACAGACUCAGAUCAAUAUUUUAGGAUACUAGAUGUUUUCAUGGGUUCAGAAUCCAGUUUGUAGGAAGAUUUUUAAUGCUAAUGGUUUGGGUUGCUCCUCCCCAGCUGCUACCCCCCCCCACCCCAAUUAUUCCUCUCUGUCUUUUCUACCCCACAUGCCUCUUCCCUGACAGACAUCCAGUCCCUAGUAACACUUAAGGCACUAUGGCACUUAGCUCUGAAGUGACACGACCCUGUCUUCCUUCCGCCUGCUGGUGGGUACAGUGCCUUCCCUGUAACGGUUAUGCUGCAGAGCCGCGACCUUUGUACCUUUCUUUGUGGGAUGGG